UCCACAGAGAUCUCUGAAGGACCACUGAAGAAGAUGUUGAGGCGAAGGCCUUCCAAUGCCUCGGAGAAGGAGCAGGUGCAGAAGAAAAAGCUGACUCUACAGAGGUCCAGCAGCUUCAAGGAUUUUAUGAAGCACAAACCCACCUCUCCUGUUGUGUCAGAGAAGGAGUUUAACUUGGAGGAGAAUGUGGCAGAGGAUGUAACAGCAGAGGAAGCAGUGAAAAGUGGCAGCAAACUGGGAAAGAAAUGGCGCAACGUCAUCUCACGUACCAUGACCCGCAAAACAUCCAAGAUGGUGCAGAAGGCUCUGGCUGAAGAGGGGGCUGAGAGUGGUGAGGAGCUGUCUCCGGUCUCUUCUGAUUGGCGUCCAGAUCUGUGUGCAGGACAGAGGACGUCUGUGUGCUCCACAGGGUCAGAGGACACGGCGCCCAGCCUCGUCAGCCGCCAGCUCUCAGGCAGUAGCGACAGACAGAGCCUGGACAGUGGAUACUGCCAGAGAGACAGCAUGAGGCUGGAGGAGAACGGCGUCUCUUACAACGGACCUUUCUGUGGUCGAGCUCUGGUCCACACUGACUUCACUCCCAGCCCCUAUGACGUGGAGUCACUCAAACUCCAAAAAGGAGACAUUAUCUACAUCAUUGAGAAGCCUCCUGUGGGGACCUGGACAGGAAAGCUCAAUAACAAAAUGGGCUCCUUUAAGUUCAUCUACGUCAACCUGCUGCCUGAUGAGAGCCCCCCAGCUAGAAGGAGACGCUGCAAUAGCAAGAACCGCCAUUCCAAAUCCAAACCCAAAACCCUGGAGGAGGUUCUGGACAGCAUCGGUCUUACUGAGCUGAGUUCUUUGCUGUCCAUGCACGGUUUUCAGAGCCUGGAAGACUUUGCAGGACUGAAGGAGUCUCACCUCAAUGAGCUAAACAUCACAGACCCAGACAAGCGCUCCAAAAUCCUGAAUGCCUCUGAACUGCUGAGAGACUCUGAAGACGAGUCAGAGCCAGAAGAGGAGGACAAGGAGCCGAGGGACUCUGGCUGUUUUGAGAGCUCAGAGAACCUGGAGAGCGGACGUGAGGAGCCAAAGACGGACGAGAAACUCCAGGAUGAAGCAGAGAAAGAUGAGCAGCAAGAAGAGAAGCAAACAGAGCAGCUGGACGCUCUGCAGGAGCAGCUGCAGGACCUCACGGUGGACGAAGGAUCUUGAGAAGUGAUGGAAAAACACUUCUUUUAUUCCUGGUUCUCAGGGACUCUUAUAAGAGAGCGGAUUGGUGAUAGGAACAAUGUAAUGUUCAAAUACUGUAUGAACAUGAUGGUCUCCGUUUCCCACAGUUUGCGUGUGCUGUUGAGCAAGCAGCCCAGUUUCUCUUUGUCUGCUGAGUACGCUGUUUAAAUGCCCGUCAUAUUGUUGAUUCCUCCUGAGGAUAUCAUGUAAGGUACCAUUGAAGCAUUUAAAGGUGUUCUCUUUUCUCUUCAUUAUGAUCCUGUUUACAUCACCAUCACACACACACACACACACACACACACACACACGC
Messenger RNA from Sander lucioperca (pikeperch), 1522 nucleotides. RefSeq names its product SAM and SH3 domain containing 3 (gene sash3). The transcript is spliced from 9 exons. The coding region runs from base 34 to 1194 and encodes 386 amino acids. The record is from RefSeq and is a predicted model, not a curated record. Gene Ontology annotation, molecular function: protein binding. NCBI's taxonomy places the organism in Eukaryota, Metazoa, Chordata, Actinopteri, Perciformes, Percidae.